AUGUCAACAGCACACAUCACACACGCUAACUGCGGACUCCUCUCCUGCGGUCUCAAACCCGCAAACACGCUCGACUGUUACUGUCUCGGCGUUGGAACGGGGUGUAAAGAGUUCUGUGGGGGUGCGUUUGUAGGGUUGAAUGUGGUGUCUUGGGGCACAAUUGGGGUUGUGGUUUUGGUUUUGGUGGUUUGGGUGAGGAGGGGGAAGGGGGAGAGGGUGGAGAAGGGGAAGGAGCGCAAAGAGAAGGAGGGGAAGGGGAAGGAAGAGAAAGGGAAGGAAGGGAAAGGGAAGGAGGCGAAAGGGAAGGAGAGUUAG
This is a messenger RNA of Glarea lozoyensis ATCC 20868, 315 nucleotides long. RefSeq lists its product as uncharacterized. Lineage: Eukaryota; Fungi; Ascomycota; Leotiomycetes; Helotiales; Helotiaceae. The coding region runs from base 1 to 315 and encodes 104 amino acids. The record is from RefSeq and is a predicted model, not a curated record. The transcript has a single exon.